Molecule: messenger RNA, 1420 nt
Organism: Hordeum vulgare subsp. vulgare (domesticated barley)
Lineage: Eukaryota; Viridiplantae; Streptophyta; Magnoliopsida; Poales; Poaceae
Product: peroxidase 2-like
Exons: 2
Coding region: 109-1107 (332 amino acids)
Biological process (GO): hydrogen peroxide catabolic process; response to oxidative stress
Cellular component (GO): plasmodesma; plant-type cell wall
Molecular function (GO): heme binding; peroxidase activity
Source: RefSeq, a predicted model, not a curated record
UCCUCGAGCUAUAGCAGCAGACAUUCUCCACCGAUCUCUCUUUUACUCUUUCUACAUCCAAUCGCCUCACUCUUAGUCAAGCAAGCAAGGCUAGCUAGCUUCGAAGAAAUGGCGUCUGUUGCUGGAAAGCUGCACGUUUUGGUGGCUUGUGCCUUGCUGCUCCUCGCUGUAGGGUGCCAGGCCAGCCCUUUCUGGCCACUGGAGAUCGGCUACUACCACGACAAGUGCCCCCAGGCAGAGGCCAUCGCCAAGGGCGUCAUGGAGAAGGCCAUCUUCCAGAACCCCGGCAAUGGCGCCGCCAUGAUCCGCAUGCUCUUCCACGACUGUUUCGUCGAGGGCUGUGAUGCUUCUGUCCUCCUGGACCCGACCCCGUUCAGCCCGACGCCGGAGAAGCUCAGCCCGCCGAACGACCCUUCCCUGCGCGGCUUCGAGCUGAUUGACGCGAUCAAGGACGCCGUCGAGGCGGCUUGCCCAGGCGUCGUCUCCUGUGCAGACAUCAUCGCCUUCGCAGCCCGUGACGCGUCCUGCAUCCUCAGCAGGGGCAAGGUGAACUUCGACAUGCCGUCCGGCCGCCGCGACGGCACCUUCUCCAACGCCUCCGAGCCGCUCAAGUUCCUGGUCCCACCGACGUCCAACCUCAGCGACCUCGUCGCCAGCUUCGUCAUCAAGGGCCUCAACACGGAGGACCUAGUCAUCCUCUCCGGCGCGCACACCAUCGGACGCUCCCACUGCUCCUCCUUCGUCUCUGACCGCCUCAACACCCCCUCCGACAUCAAUGGCGGCUUCGCCGCGUUCCUGCGGGGGCAGUGCCCGGCCGACGCGACGCCUGGCGGUAACGACCCGACGGUGAUGCAGGACGUCGUGACGCCCAACAAGCUGGACAGGCAGUACUACAAGAACGUGCUGUCGCACACGGUGCUCUUCACCUCCGACGCGGCGCUCAUGACGUCGGCGGAGACGGCGAGAAUGGUGGUGGAGAACGCCAAAAUCCCCGGGUGGUGGGAGGACAGGUUCGAGAAGGCCAUGGUGAAGAUGGCCGGCAUCGAGGUCAAGACUGGCUACCAGGGCCAGAUCAGGAAGAACUGCCGCGCAAUCAACCACUACUAAUUGACAAGUGGAGUACAGCAGCUGCGCACGUUCGUACGUGCAUGCAUGCAUGUUGAAGGAUCACUCGAUCUCAAUGGUUUGCUUCAACCUGCAAGCGAGUUCAUGUUGUGAAAUUUAGCCAUUCUUUCACUGCACGCCUUUUUUGGCAUUCAUCAUUGUCGUAUAUUUUUUUUUCUGUGGUUAUUCCUUGGUUCAAUUCACGCAAGCUAUGGAAUUGUUCGUGUAUAUGGGUUUUGCAUGUUUGAUUGCGAAUCAAUGUUCUCUGUUGAAAUAAUAAAGUGAUGCAUGCAGCAUGUUUUGAACUGCAGAAAAA